Molecule: messenger RNA, 2020 nt
Organism: Maniola jurtina (meadow brown)
Lineage: Eukaryota; Metazoa; Arthropoda; Insecta; Lepidoptera; Nymphalidae
Product: cytochrome P450 4C1-like
Exons: 9
Coding region: 527-2020 (497 amino acids)
Molecular function (GO): heme binding; oxidoreductase activity, acting on paired donors, with incorporation or reduction of molecular oxygen; monooxygenase activity
Source: RefSeq, a predicted model, not a curated record
UGCAUUUAACCCUUUAGCUUUUAUAAAAUAGGUAGGUACUUAACGAAGGUCUGGGCCAGCCCUCAUGGACUCUUAGUCCUUGUGGUCUUAAAAUAACAUGGUAAAUCACUCAACAUUAUGCAUACAAAACAUAUUCAUGUAAGCGGGUUCAACUCGCACUGUCAGGUUUUUAGGGUUCCGUACGGAGAAACGGAGCCAUAUUUCUUUUUAUCUUAAAGUCUAAAGAAACGGGGUCGUCAAAAUUGUCAGUUUUAGGCCAUUUUUGCGAUGGGUUCUAUUCAAAAACUAAACUAGUUAGAAAUAUGAAAUUUAGAUAUAUUUUUAACUUAUAAAAACAACAUUUACAGCUUACAAACCGAAACAUAACUAAUAAUAAUUGUACGGAAGCGCGAGGCCUGACUCGCACUCGGCCGGUUUUUUAAUCGUUCAUGACAUGUUAACGCGUUGGAUAGAUUAGAUUUUUUUCGAUAAAGAUUUAGUAUUUAUAAUAGUCAGUGCGAAACCUGACACAGUGGAAGCGGCCGAAAUGUUGUUUUAUUUAAUUUUGAUUUUGUGCGUGCUAAGCAUCGUAGCUUUGUGUGACUGGUUCAGCCGAGAUGCUAGACUGAUGCGACGGAUUCCCGGACCAAAAGCGUGGCCCAUCAUUGGAAACUCUCUGAGUUAUAAUAUGGGCUCACCUGCGAAGCUGUUUCACUCUCAGAGGUCCAUACAGAAGCGGUAUGGUUCUAUCACACAAAUUCAUGCGAUGAAUGUUCGAAUCGUGAACAUCUCCAACCCUGAAGAUAUGGAAAAAUUGAUGCCCUCUUCUGAAUAUAUCACUAAAGCAGACCCUUAUAUGUUUGCCUCACCGUGGCUUGGAGAAGGCUUGCUAUUGAGUAGUGGCAAGAAAUGGCAACAGCGAAGAAAGCUGCUGACGAAAGCGUUCCACUUCAAUAUCUUGAAGAAAUUCAUGGUGACUUUCGAGCAGGAGACCAAACACUUUGUGAAGCAGAUCCAGAAGGAGACAGUCAAAGACAAGACGGAUUUAGUUGCAGUAGUUAGUCCUGCGGCGUUACGUGUCAUAAGUGAUACAGCUAUGGGCACUUCGCUUGGUGAAGAUGAAGUUGCAUUUGACAAAUAUUUCAACUCAAUAUUAACAAUGGGAGAUUGUUUCAUGAAACGUUUCUCCAAAGUUUGGUUACACAAUAAUUUUUUAUUCAAUCUAAGCGAGACAGCAAAAGUACAAGAGCGUGUCUUGGCGGAUAUACACGCAUUCACCAAGAAAGUGAUUAAAGAUAAGCGUCAACUGUUAGAUGAAAACAGUUUUAAACAGGACAAUCCUGCAGUUUCGUACGAAAAUAAUGAGAAGAUGGCAUUGUUAGACUUGCUUUUGGAAAAUGAAAAAUCAGGAACCAUAGACAGUGAAGGAAUUCGAGAAGAAGUAGAUACAUUUAUGUUUGCGGGGUACGACACUACAACAGUGGCAAUGUCAUUUUUCCUAAUGGCGAUAGCAAACGAGCCGGUUAUACAAGAUAAAAUAUACGAAGAGCUGCACCAGAUUAUGGGCGACACUCAACGAUGCUCAACUAUGGAGGAGCUGAACGAAAUGAAAUAUUUAGAGUGUUGCAUUAAGGAGUCGAUGCGAUUGUACCCCAGCGUUCCGCUCAUAGGCAGGAAACUGUUUAACGACACCGUUUUGAGUGGUUACACAGUGCCAGCGCACACAACCUGUUUUUUCUCGAUAUUCGACCUCCACCGCCGCGCAGAUCUGUUCCCCGAGCCGGAGCGGUUCGACCCAAACAGGUUUCUUCCAGAGAACUGCAUGAAGCGCAACGUGUACUCUUACAUACCCUUUAGUGCUGGUCUUCGAAAUUGUAUAGGUCAAAAGUUCGCGAUGCUCGAGAUGAAGAUGAUGUUGUCAGGUUUGCUGCGCAGAUUCCGCGUGGACCCGGUGACCCGGCCUUCCGAACUUGUCUUCAGAUCUGAUAUGGUUUUACGAACAAACGACCCGAUAUACGUUCGAUUCCGUUUAAGGAAUUAA